Molecule: messenger RNA, 204 nt
Organism: Closterium sp. Naga37s-1
Lineage: Eukaryota; Viridiplantae; Streptophyta; Zygnematophyceae; Desmidiales; Closteriaceae
Source: the annotation of a GenBank genome assembly
AUGGCAGAUUACCUCACUCACUCGAGGGGCCGCGGGCCAGCUGUGCGGGAGCACAUUCGCAGUGAGUUCAGGAAGCACAUGCACGAGACAGACCCCGCCAAGAUUGCAGAGCUCAAGGAGAGUGCAACUCGCGCGCUUACUAACUACAUGGUGUAUGAGGCAGGCAACCUAGCACGGCGAGGAAAGAUACUGCGCCCCAGAUGA